This is a messenger RNA of Ruditapes philippinarum (Manila clam), 2823 nucleotides long. Its product is annotated as heat shock 70 kDa protein 12A-like. Gene Ontology annotation, molecular function: ATP-dependent protein folding chaperone; ATP binding. Lineage: Eukaryota; Metazoa; Mollusca; Bivalvia; Venerida; Veneridae. The transcript is spliced from 7 exons. The coding region runs from base 322 to 2064 and encodes 580 amino acids. The record is from RefSeq and is a predicted model, not a curated record.
AUAAGAUAUAAUGUAUGCAUAUAGUGAUAAUCGGCUUUGAACAUGUUUCAAAGUAAACAAACACAAGGAUAAAAGAAAGUUAAAAUUUUUCAGGUGAAUGAUACACUUGCAAAGCGACAAAAAAUUAUUAACAUGAUAAAAGCGGUGCUUCGAUAAGGAAGUUAAUAGUUUUCAAGGAAUCCGUCCUAUUAAUUUAUCGAUCAUCGGAAUAGGAAGCAAAUUAGUUUUUUUUAAAAUAAAUCUCUCGAUUAAACUCAAUCUUGUGUACUGAAAAUUAGUUGUUAGAAGUUGUUAAAACUUGGACGAAAUACUUACGUAAAGAUGAGUUCCUUGCUUGUUGCGGCUAUUGACUUUGGGACAACGUACUCGGGAUGGGUGUUUUCCUUUAAACACGAAUUCGAACGAGAUCCUACAAAAAUAUCUGCAAAAAAUUGGACUGGAGGUCAACUUGUGUCACAAAAAGGGCCAACAUGCGUUCUAAUUAAUCCGGACGGUAAAACGUUGGACUCUUUCGGAUAUGAGGCUGAGAGCAAGUAUGGGGAGCUGGCUCUAGAUAAACAUCACAAGCAAUGGUUCUUUUUCAAACGAUUCAAGAUGAGCCUUUUUGGAAGAAUAGGCAUAGAACGAAACAUUAUGAUUGAAGAUGCAAGUGGUAAAAAACUAAAAGCAAAGACUGUGUUUGCUUUGUCAAUCAAAUACCUUAAAGAUGACCUGAUGGAAAUGUCAAAAAAACGCAUUGCUGAUGAUGGAAUAAGAAACAGUGACAUUCAUUGGGUAUUGACUGUUCCAGCUAUUUGGAAUGAUGCCGCCAAGCAGUUUAUGAGAGAGGCCGCUGAAGAAGCUGGUAUAUCGAAGGAGGGACUGACUAUUGCACUAGAACCUGAGACAGCUUCUUUGUUUUGCCGACAUCUUCCGGUUGAGAAAAGUCUAGGCCGGGACAAAGUGUCAUUGGCUAAGUUUCAAGCAGGGAAGAAGUAUCUGGUACUGGAUGCUGGCGGCGGAACAAUAGACAUUACCAUUCAUGAAGUAUUGAGAAACGUGAAUCUUAAAGAACUUCACAAGGCAAGUGGUGGAGCAAGGGGUGGAACCAAGGUCGAUGAAGCUUUUGAAGCCUUUCUGUCAGAGAUAAUUGGUCCGAGAGGGAUAACAAAAUUCAGAGAAGAUCACAUGGAAGAUUACAUAGAUAUGUUCAGAGAUUUUGAAAUAAAAAAGAGAGACAUAGCUCCAAGUAAGAAUGCAAAAAUCACUAUGAGAAUUCCAAUUACACUUGUUGAUAUAGCAAACGUAAAAAGUGGUAGACCUAUGAAAGAGUGUAUCGCAAAAUCAAGGUAUAGAGAAAAGUUGGUUCUAACUGGAGACAAAAUUAGGAUGGACGCUGAUGUUAUGAAAGGUUUCUUCGAAAUCCCACUCCGGAGUAUACUCGAUCACGUGGAAAAACUACUGGCCGAACCACGAGUUACCAGUUGCUCGGCAAUAGUUAUGGUUGGUGGCUUUUCUGAGUCUCCAAUGCUGCAGGAACAUAUUCAAGAACAUUUUCCAGACAUGAAGAUCAUCAUUCCAGAAGAGGCUGGUUUGGCUGUCUUAAAAGGAGCUGUUAUAUUUGGUCACAACCCUACAACUAUUGCCGAGAGAGUUUGUAAAUUUACUUACGGCGUAGAAUCUACUCAUCUCACCACGGCUAACUGCACUCAUCCGAAGUUAAACACAGCACUUGACGAUAACGGUGACAUGAGAUGCUUUGAUAAUUUCAUAAUUCAUGUUAAGGUAGGUCAGUCUGUAAAGCUUGGCGAAGAGCAAGCAGAACAUAUUUCAAAUCCUGUUUAUGACACACAAACAUCAAUUGAUUUUGGUAUAUAUGCUUCUUCAAAACCAAAUCCUGUUUUCGUUACGGAUCCAGAUUGCAGCAAAAUUGGUUCAAUCUGUAUUCCUAUUCCCGACACGUCUUUAGGCAGAUUAAGAAAAUUUGGAACAACAUUUUUAUUUGGAGGCACAGAGAUUGAAGUAAAAGUUGUUGACAAAGCAACUCAUAAAGUUACAAAAAAAUCUGUAGAUUUUCUUGGUUGAAUUUAAUUAUAUAUAUACGAGUUUGUAAAGACAACAUGCUGAGGCAUGCAAGCAUUUGCUUUAAAAGCAAUAGCAGAUUUUUAAACUGGCGAUAACUAUGCCUGUGCUGUUCUUUAUACAUGUAUUAUUGAUUCUUAUUAUCAACUGUCAUUGAACAAAUGUGUUUAGACACAUGCUGAAAAGAUAUAUCAAAAUCACCUUUGACAAAGACUUCUUGAUUAUGAUGUAGAUGUCUUAAACGGAAUGGACACUUUUUGAUCGACUUUAUGUUCCAAAUGUAUAGUAUGGUUUGAAACAUUUGUUUUUUUUAACACCAAAGAUAUUGCUGUUUGGUUAGGUAAGAUAAAUUUCCAAUAGCAUCUUAUGCAGUUAUCAUAAUUUAUUUAAUGCAACUUCUAUGCUUUCACAAUGCUGAGUAAUAAUGAAACAAAAUGUACCAUUUAAUCAUGCUUUGUAACCUGUAAUAAUCAUGUUGUAUAUGAUUUAGCCAAUGCCAUUGAAUGUAUUCAUUGUGUAUAUUUCAAGUAAAUGUCAACAUGAAAGGGUUCUUUAAUGUUGCUAUCAAAAUAUGGUUCCACUGUAUAUAUAGAGGAUAAUCAAGCUUUUUCUAAAAAUACAGGAUUUGUUUUCAUCGAGUGGUAUGAAAGUGAAUAUUUCAUGUGUGGCAGUAGACACAAGAAAAAUAUCAUAAUUGUCAUACAACAAGAUGAAAACAAAUUCUGUAUUUAUAGAGAAACUUGAAUUCUCAGUUUAUUUUAU